AUGUCUUCUUUCUCAUUCCCUUGUCCGACGAUUAAACGAGAGAACAUCGAGGAGCUAUACUCCUCGUUCGAAGUUGACCACGCCGUGGUCUGCGAACUCGCUUCUGAUCAAGAGACUCCAGAAACUGUCAGAGAGGGCUACUGCAGAGCAUACCUCAGUUUCUUCGAGUCUUGCGGGCUUUCUUUCCCGAUUCCAAGACAGGUGCUUGAAAUUCUUGCCGAGCUUGGGAUCUCUCUCACGCAGCUAUGUCCGAAUCUCCUUAGGCAUCUCCUAGCGAUCCUUGUCAGAGCCAGGGAAGAGAAGCUUUUAUUCGAGCUCGAGGAGUUACACAGUCUUUAUCUCGUAAAGCGCAACCAAAGGAAUCCGUGGACUUUCUUGGCGGCUCCUCUUCCUGGUCUCCACGUGAUUGGAGGGACUCCCUAUCGGGAUGAUCUGUGGAGGGAAAAAUUCUUCGUUUUCAAAGUAGACUCGUCUACAGUAGGAGAUUUUGAUUUUUCCCUGCUCCCUCGACGUUGGGCCAAGAAUAUCGCUCACCCGAAGGUUUCUAUGAUGUCGGAUCAACUCCGCGGUAUGGUGGCUGUUUUGAAACGUGGAGACACUGACUGGUCGUCAUUUACCAGGGAACGAAUUCGCACUUUGAACUCGCUUCCUAUCGGUUUAGGAAUAGCUCAUGCGAUCUCGGCACUGAUCGGGUUGCUUGAAGAAGCUGAGCCUUCUAACCAUGAAGAGCCCACUUCUACGGAGGAGGUGAUUGCUCGUCCUAAUACGAGCCGUUCUGAGAGGUGCUUGUUUCGGAGAUCGCUUAGGAACUUGGCGUCUGCUUCAAAGAAAGCUCCCGUGGAUCCUACCCUGUUGUCUUUGAGUUCUGAUUUGGAGGAGGAUAUUCCGGCUCGCGAGCACGGAUCUGCCAGGGCUUCGCGAAGUGCCUCACCAAGACCGCCGCGAUCUGCUUCCAAGACGUCGAAAAGGCGGAUAGUGGGGAGGAGUGACCGUUCCCCUUACGUGAGGCUAGCUCUGGUCCCAAACGCUUGGGUGAAAGGACUAGCUCUCGAAGCUUCGGGGCGACGUUCUUUUCUUCCUCGGAGGAGGAAGAUGCUUAUACCAAGAUCACCGAAGCGAAUGCCAAGGUCAUGGAGGCUUAGAGAUGUGGAAAUUGAUCGGAUCUCUGCUGAACUUGAGAUCGCCAAGCGGGAGAACAAGGAGGAGGUUGAGAAGAUCAACUCCAUGAUGGCAGAGUGGGUGAAGGUUUGUGACGAUAAGUCAGCUCUAGAAGUCGAGGUCGCUGCUCAACAGACCAAGAUUGCAAGGCUUGAAGCUGAGAGGGAUGGAGACGUUCGUUCUGCUCGUCGCGAGAUGUCGAGUCAGUAUGCGGUGAUUCUGGGAUCUUUAGAAGAAAAGUGGUCGAACAAGGAGAGGGAGAUGGCGGCUAGGAUUCAGCUUCAGGAGGUGGUAGCUAACAUUGAUCUUCUGACUAAGAUCAAGGAGGGCAGCUGUGACGUUGAUGGGGAGUUGGCUCUUCUGCAAGAUUUGGAGAGAGACUGCGAAGCAGCCGUCGAGUCAUGUCCCUCCUCAAGUUGGACUAUUUCUGAGCUUGAUCUUCCGCAAGUGUCGGAGGAGUCGGACCUCGGGGGACCGUCAAACGCGGGAGGCGACGUCGACCCUUGA
Molecule: messenger RNA, 1665 nt
Organism: Raphanus sativus (radish)
Lineage: Eukaryota; Viridiplantae; Streptophyta; Magnoliopsida; Brassicales; Brassicaceae
Exons: 4
Coding region: 1-1665 (554 amino acids)
Source: RefSeq, a predicted model, not a curated record